CCGAGGGGGGGCCCUGCCCGGCGACCGCGGCCCCGGCCAUGAGCGGCGCGGCGGAGGCGCGGGAGCUGGAGGAGCGGCUGCGGGAGGCGGCGGCGCUGGGGGACGUGGCGGAGGUGCGGCGGCUGCUGGGCGCGGGGGCGGACAUCGACUCCCGCAACGAGAUCAACGGCUGGACCUGCCUGCACUGGGCCUGUAAGCGGAACCAUGCCCAGGUGGUGUCCUGCCUGCUGGAGGCUGGAGCUGACAAGCACAUCCUCACUGCUCAGGGAGAGCUGGCGGCACAGCUAACGUCCAAACCAGACAUCCGCAAGAUUCUGGGAGUAGAGGAAGAAACUGAAUGUCAAGGAGUGAAGGAUUUAAAUUUGCCARUUGUUGCCAACUACUUGGCCAACCCACCAUUCCCUUACACGGAAGAAAGCAUUCCAGGCAGCUUGGCAGAAUCCCAGAAUGAAAGUGCUUCCAUCUCUUCUGCUUCCCAGUGUGAAACCAGCCCCUGUCCAUCAGCAGCUCAGGCCGAAAGCAUCUGCACACCAACAUCAUGCAGCAGUGACGAGGCUUUCCCGGCACUGGACACUGUGGCUGCACCACCCCCCGURCCCACUGUCCCUGCAGCCACGGCAYGUGCCAGCCCAGAGCUGCCCAAUGGCCCYGUGUGUCCCCCGGCCGUGCCCCCCGGGAUGGGGCUCUGCUCCCCAGCAGUGUCCAGCCAGGCCGUGCCUCUGCAACCCAACACCUCCCCCAGCAGCUCCAUGCCUGCUUUCCAGCCCUUCUUCUUCACUGGAACAUUCCCGUGUAACGUGCAAGAACUUGUGCUCAAGGUGAGAGUCCAGAACCUCAGAGACAAUGAUUUCAUUGAGAUUGAACUGGACAGGCAAGAACUGACCUAUCAAGAUUUGCUCAGAGUGAGCUGCUGUGAACUGGGCAUUAAUCCARAGCAAGUAGAGAAGAUCAGGAAACUACCCAAUACACUAGUGAGAAAGGACAAGGAUGUUGCCAGACUCCAGGACUUCCAAGAGCUGGAGUUGGUCCUUGUCAGAAGUGACAGCUCUCCUUUCUGGAACGCUGCGUGCUACAACAGCAGAGCAUCCAAGCUGACCUACUGACCCUGCAGCUGSAAUGUGGACACCUGGCAGGGACAUGUGCUGCCUUUGGAAGGCAGUGAGUUACAUGUGUGUAAAACCUUAAGUUAUUGUUAGGGUUACUGUUUUAACUAAUAGUUUAUAUUUUAUAUUUAAUAUCCCCUUUGCUUUUGUUUUUUACUUGAUACUGUAUUCAGCCAAGGGAUACCUCAUUUGUCUGCUAAAAUCACAUGCUUCCAGUAUAUUUUAAGGUAGUUUACUGGUUGUAUUUGGCAGCAGGGGGCACAAAAGAUAUAAUUAUUGGUAUGAAAUUAUGUUAAGUACAGCCAUUCUGACCAAGACUCAUGGAAAGAUUCAGGAAAUYAUGUGUCUCUGUGUGUAUAUAUGUAUUUUGAACUUUGUCAUUAAGUUAAAGAGGCAAACAAUGACAAGUUGCUCUCUAAAAAGGUAAAUGCGCAAAUCCUUAAUCCUUUGUCCCUCACAGACAUUCACUAAGAUGUGUUGUCUAGAGAUAUUUAAAUGUUUCUUUCCCAUGUGAGAAUAUUGCACCUUAAGUGAUGGCAUCUCUCCACCUCACCUCCACCAAAAAAUACAAAAGCGUCUUAAAUAUUCCUUAAUUAAGUCCCAAACAAGCUGAAGUGUCCUUUCAAGAAAAAGCCCUUGUUUCAGGARUUGGGGAGGGGAUCCCCAAUCUAUGUCCGUGGUUUUAUUUAUUUACUUUCUGUCCAAUGUGAGCCUAUGCAUUACUCACACCAGUGUCAGUACAGGAAAGCUUUGUGGCUCACUCUCACACACAGUUACAGGGGAUGUGGUGGUUUCUGCUGUGUGAGAAAUACAGCWGUGUCCUCCUGAGGGGUCACAGCUGGAAGGAACAUACCACACUUUUAUGAGUCACUAGAUGGGAAACACACCACAAGCAAGUACCAACCUGUAACUUUACAUAAUGCAGUGUACUGUCACCGUUAUACAGCAUUGCUUUACCCAGGUGAUACUGAAAGGGCUGAAUGCCUCCAGGUGCUUUCAAYUUUUUUUUUUUUUUCGGUGGAGGGUGAAAAAAAACAAUUCUAAGAAGGCUACAGCCUGUUUGACUUGCAUUUAAGCAAGYCAGUAAAGAAAACAUCCACCUGUGGGUUAAAGUAUGUAAGUCACAACAUUGCUGGAGUAUAAACAGCCUGAAGCUUUUCCUGAUA
Messenger RNA from Malurus melanocephalus (red-backed fairy wren), 2269 nucleotides. RefSeq names its product ankyrin repeat domain-containing protein 40-like. The transcript is spliced from 5 exons. Bases 39 to 1103 code for a protein of 354 amino acids. Gene Ontology annotation, molecular function: protein binding. The record is from RefSeq and is a predicted model, not a curated record. Lineage: Eukaryota; Metazoa; Chordata; Aves; Passeriformes; Maluridae.